AUGUAUCGUGGUCUUGUGGAAUCGGCUUUAUUGGCCAGCUCUGCCUUGAGCAUCUUUGUUGCCGCCAACCCGGUCCUCCCUCGCGGUGACUCUUCGACUGGCUGGGGCACAUCCUCCGGCUGGGGAUAUGGCUCUGGCGUUGGCAGCACACCGGUUGGAGGGUGUUCCGCAGGGCCUACUACCACCUUGACUAUCACGUUGCCCGGCGGUCCAAGCUCUUGCCCAGCUCUCCCGCCUCCAUCGACCAUCACUGUGAGCACUUGUCCCGGAACCACCCCCGUGGGCGGAGUGUCUGGUUGCUCGACCUUGCCUCCGUCUACAAUCACGGUAACAACCGGAAGCCAAUGCCCUCCCACCACGCCAGUUGGUCCAGGGAAUUCUUGUCCCACAGGUCCCCCAACCACGGUCACAGUGACUGCCGGGCAGAACUGCCCUCCGCCGUCCCCUGGCACUACCACAACCCUCACGGUGACCAGCCCAGGAACUUGUCCGACCUGCCCACCACCCAGCUCUCCAGUUGGCCCCUGCGCCACAUCGACCGUGGUAAGCACACUGAUCUCGACCACGACAGUUGGUGGUGGAGUCUCAACAACUACAGUCGUCAUUCCAGCCCGGACCGUCACCGAGACCACCACUGUUGUGUCCACGAUUCCCGGUCCUGGACAGACUACUACCGUUGUCUCCACCGUUCCAGGUCCAGUCCAGACAACCACCAUUGUUUCUACCGUUCCGGGACCAGGUCAUACAACCACUGUUAUCUCUACGGUGCCGGGUCCAGGUCAGACUACCACUGUUGUCUCCACAGUGCGCGGUCCUGCAGAGACGACGACUGUCGUUUCCACUGUUCAAGUUCCAGCGUCAACCACCACUGUCGUUUCGACGAUACCAGGCCCUGUUCAGACUGUCACCACGACCGAGGUCGGCCCAGGACAGACAAUUACAGCCACCGUCACGAGCACUCUUACCGUGCCCAAUGGACCACCAUCUACCGUGACGACCACCGUAACCCAGCCUGGCGGCCCUGGGCAAACGGUCACCAUUCCUGGGCCCACGACUACUGAGAAGUGCACCGACGUCGGUCCCGGUCAGACCAUCACUGUUCCCGGACCUACUGUAACCACCGGACCUACCACUACCGUCACCACCACGGAGAAAUGCACCAACGUUGGACCAGGGGGCACCUCCACCUGCGCUACAGUCACCAAAUGGUCGACGAUCGGAGGGGGAUACGGUGGAGACUACUCAACUGUGUCUGCCGCCUCGACUACUACGGGCUGGGGCCAGAGCGGGUGGAAACGACACUGGUAA
Fonsecaea pedrosoi CBS 271.37 is the source of this 1308-nucleotide messenger RNA. RefSeq lists its product as uncharacterized. The coding region runs from base 1 to 1308 and encodes 435 amino acids. NCBI's taxonomy places the organism in Eukaryota, Fungi, Ascomycota, Eurotiomycetes, Chaetothyriales, Herpotrichiellaceae. Gene Ontology annotation, molecular function: protein binding. The transcript has 4 exons. The record is from RefSeq and is a predicted model, not a curated record.